AUGGAACACCCUGCUCUUAAGCGGAUCAUAUUUAUAGGAGAUUGCCAAGUAGGAAAAACUAGCAUUAUCCAUAGAUACAAGCAGCGGACCUUUUCUGAACCUUAUGUCCCUACAUAUGGGCUUGAUUUUUAUUCUUUAGGAAUAGAAAGAAACGAAGAAAUUGUCCAUUUGCAAAUAUGAGACUCUUCUGGAUCUCCAAGAUUUAUUAAUCAGAUUAAAAAUUAUAUGAGUAACUCAGAAAUUAUUGUCGUUAUUUAUGAUAUACAAAAUCGCCAGAGCUUUGAGAAUACUAUUUUUUGGAUUGAGAAACAAAUUGAUAGAAAUAUGCAGCAUAAACUGUUUAUUGUUGGGAAUAAAAGUGAUCCUGGAGCACAAGAAAGGGUAUUUUGAGAAGAAGGCUCUAUUCGUGCGAAGCAAUAUAAUGCUUUCUUUAUGGAAGUGAGCUCUAAGUCAGGAGAAAAUAUUAAUCAUCUUUUUCAAUGUCUUGCUUUUAGUAUAUAA
Blepharisma stoltei is the source of this 501-nucleotide messenger RNA. NCBI's taxonomy places the organism in Eukaryota, Ciliophora, Heterotrichea, Heterotrichida, Blepharismidae. The record is from the annotation of a GenBank genome assembly.